Platichthys flesus (European flounder) is the source of this 4093-nucleotide messenger RNA. RefSeq names its product potassium voltage-gated channel subfamily KQT member 2-like. NCBI's taxonomy places the organism in Eukaryota, Metazoa, Chordata, Actinopteri, Pleuronectiformes, Pleuronectidae. The transcript has 19 exons. Gene Ontology annotation, biological process: potassium ion transport; transmembrane transport. Bases 292 to 3000 code for a protein of 902 amino acids. Gene Ontology annotation, molecular function: voltage-gated potassium channel activity. Gene Ontology annotation, cellular component: membrane. The record is from RefSeq and is a predicted model, not a curated record.
UCGGUGUCUUUUUGAUCUGUCAUCAAUGAAUCCGUCAGUGACGUCAUUCUAUUUCCUUUUUGUGCGGGAAGUCGAGAGAAGCUGCUGAUCAGGCGGAUCCGUGUCUGCUCUGCAUCCUCCUUCUCUUCCUCUUCUCUCCAUCCUCUUCCUCUUCUCUCUCCUCUUCCUCCUCUUCUCUCCUCCUCUUCUCUCCUCCUCCUCCUCCUCCUCUUCUCUCCUCUCCUCCUCCUCCGCGAUGCUUCCUCCCGCCUGACGGGCCCCGGUGCUCUGUGAGCGGCCGGACUCUCGGUCAUGGAGCAGAAACCCCGGAACGGCGACAUGUUCCCCGCAGCGCAGAGCGACCAGAAGAGGCUGAAGGUCGGCUUCGUGGGGCUGGAGGCCGGAGGCAGCGAGUCCAGAGACGGAGCCCUGCUCAUAUCAGGUGCAGAGGACGGACCUCGGCGGCAGCGCAGCGUCUCCGGGGGAAAGAAACCUCCGAAACGAAAUGCUCUCUACAGACGACUGCAGAACUUCCUGUACAACGUCCUGGAGAGGCCUCGAGGAUGGGCCUUCAUCUACCACGCCUACGUGUUCCUGCUGGUGUUCUCCUGUCUGGUUCUGUCUGUGUUCUCCACCAUCAAAGAGUACGAGAAGAGUUCAGAGGACGCUCUCUACAUCCUGGAGGUGGUGACCAUCGUGGUGUUCGGGGUGGAGUACAUGGUGAGGAUCUGGGCUGCAGGUUGCUGCUGUCGGUUCAGAGGAUGGAGAGGACGACUCAAGUUCGCCAGGAAACCCUUUUGUGUCAUCGACGUGAUGGUGUUGAUAGCGUCCAUCUCCGUCCUGGCGGCGGGGACGCAGGGGAACGUCUUCGCCACGUCAGCCAUUCGUUCUCUUCGGUUCCUUCAGAUCCUGAGGAUGAUCCGUAUGGACCGACGAGGAGGAACCUGGAAACUGCUCGGAUCAGUGGUGUACGCCCACAGCAAGGAGCUGAUCACAGCCUGGUACAUCGGCUUCCUGUGUCUCAUUCUGGCCAGUUUCCUCGUUUAUUUGGCAGAAAAAGAAGAUAACGAACAGUUUGAGACGUACGCCGACGCCCUCUGGUGGGGACUGAUCACACUGACCACCAUCGGUUAUGGAGAUAAGUUCCCCAUCACCUGGAAUGGACGUCUCCUGGCUGCGACCUUCACUCUGAUCGGAGUCUCUUUCUUUGCUCUGCCCGCUGGGAUCCUGGGUUCCGGUUUUGCUCUGAAGGUCCAGGAGCAGCACCGACAGAAGCACUUUGAGAAGAGACGCAACCCAGCAGCCGGACUCAUCCAGGCGGCGUGGAGAGUCUACGCCACGAAUCUGAGCCGAACUGAUCUGUCUUCCACCUGGGACUAUUACGAGAGGACGGUGUCUGUCCCCAUGUACAGGUUGAUUCCUCCUCUCAAUCAGUUGGAUUUACUGAGGAACCUCAAGAACAAAUCAGGACUCUCAUUCAGGAAGGACGUCCAGCCUGAACCAUCUCCCAGUCAGAAGGUCAGUCUGAAGGAGCGGGUCUUCUCAUCCCCCCGCAGCUCAGGAACCAAAGGGAAAGGUUCCCCCCAGCAUGUGGUUCCUACAGUCGGCCCCGGUGUUGCUCCUAGUGUGGGUCCUAGUCCUGGUGGGGGUCCUGGAGUUCCUGGAGGUCCUGGUGGUCCAGGGGGGAUCCAGGCCCUGCGACGCUCCCCCAGCACGGAGCCUUGUCUGGAGGAGAGUCCCAGCAAGGUUCCAAAGAGCUGGAGCUUCGGAGAACGCAGCAGAACCCGACAGGCCUUCAGGAUCCGAGGAGCGGCUUCACGCCAAAACUCUGAAGUGCUCAUUGAGAUGCAGGAUGAAGAGUUCAGACGGAAGAGCUCCCCAGACGCCAGCCUGCCAGGAGAAGACAUGGCUGACGACAACAAGAGCUGCCACUGUGAGUUUGUGCCCCAGGAUCUGACCCGGGGGUUAAAGGUCGCCAUCAGAGGCAUCUGCAUCAUGCGUUUCAUGGUGUCCAAGAGGAAGUUUAAGGAGAGUCUUCGUCCAUAUGACGUCAUGGACGUGAUCGAGCAGUAUUCAGCCGGUCACCUGGACAUGCUUGCCCGCAUCAAGAACCUCCAGUCCAGAGUGGAUCAGAUUGUUGGCAGAGGAACACCAACUGCAGACAAAGACCGUCCCAAAGCAGCCAAUGAGGAGCUUCCUGAGGAUCCAAGCAUGAUGGGACGGUUGGGGAAGGUGGAGAAGCAGGUGCUGUCCAUGGAGAGAAAGUUGGACUUCCUGGUGAACAUCUACAUCCAGCGAAUGGGAAUCCCUCAGGCUGAGACCGACGCCUACUUUGGAUCCAAGGAGCCAGACCCAGCUCCGCCCUACCACAGUCCAGUGGAUCAGCUGGAGAAGAGCCAGUCUGUCCCCAAGAUCCUGCAGGUGCUGCCUAGCGACCAAGUGGAGAAGACUCGUCAUGUGACCAAGAUGGUUCGCUCCAGCAGCUCCACGGGUCACAGACACUACAAAACCCCCACAUGCCCUCCCUCCACCUCCUGGCAGCCAAUCAGCUCCCACCUCCCUCAACAUGCCCCACCCCCUCAUCAGCGUAGCCACGGCAACACACCAAGUCCAGUGGGAGGCGGGUCACUGGUUCGACUCCCACCUCCUCCGGCCGGAGAGAGACAUGGAGGCAAGCGGUCCAACCGGCAGAGCACGGGAGAGCGAGGGGGGGCGGAGAGGGGAGGGGAGGGGACCAAUGGGACGGAGGGGGGAGGAGGGGAGGUGAAGCUGGAAAGUGAUGCGUCCGUCUCCAUCCCGUCCGUGGACCACGAGGAGCUGGAACGUUCCUUCAGUGGGUUCUCCAUCUCUCAGUCCAGAGAGAACCUGGACUUCCUCAACAGCUUCUGCUCCUCCGACCUGGACCGGCGAGGAGGUGGAGGCCCCGCCCUCUGCCCCGCCCUCCGCCCCUGCAUUGCUGAGGGCGAGUCAGACUCCGACUCUGAGCUCUGUGCCCCCUCACCACACUCGGACCAGGCCUAGACCAGGUCUAGACCGGAACCAGGUGGAGCUGAAGGUGAACCAGGGAAGAACCAGCAGAAAACUAAAGAGCCUCGAGAAUGUGAAUGAAACGUCAGAGACAUUAACACCAGCUGAGAGUGAAGCAUCAUGGGAAAAGAAGACGUCCCUGUUUUUUCUUGCACUGAUUGGUUCACUGCUGUGACAGAUUAACUAUAAUUAGAAGAUUAUUGAUCAAUUUUCAAACGUUUUCAAACUGGAACUGAACAAUAUCUGACACGUCACCAUGACAAUAUCUGACUGUUGUUGACUUCCAGUGUAAAGAACUCAAACAGGUUCAGUGAUUGUUAUAUUUUAUAUUGAAUUCAGUCACUGACUCACAGAUUCAUGGAUACGUUCUCGUCACUGUGACACCUUGUUUUCUAUAUCAUGGAUUUGUCGUACAUGCUAACGGACUGAGGCUAAUGAAGCGUGAACCUCGUUCUCUGCUUACGGUUCUACGCUGUCAGGGGGAGGGGCUUUAAAUUAUGUUUGUGAACAACACGAGUCAUGUCAUAAAAACAAGAAUAUAAACAAUGUAAUCAUCAAACUUUCAUUGCUUUAUUAUCGUUAAUCUCAACAGGAACGUUUAUAUAAUACUGAAAAUGUUUCUGAGUCACUUACUGAGUCUGUCCAGCAGGGGGCAGUCAGUGUGCUCAGUCGCUUGCAGGAAGCUGAUAAGCUUACCAAAAUAAAAUUCUAUUGUAUUUAACUUUCUGAGCUCGGGGUGAAGAGUGGAAACAAUGUUCCUGAGGGGGGCGCUACAGGUGUAAUUAAUCUAUCCCCUGAAACAGCAGCUCUCCUUUGAUUGGCUGACAGAAGAGACCUGCUUUAUGCUCAUUAAUAUGAACGUAGAACGCUUUAUUUACUGUUUCCAUGGAAACAUUUCAUCACUACCAAUAAAGAAAAGACACUUUUCUAGUUUUUACAGAAAAUACUCGUUUAUUUUCUGGUUUAAUGUUCAAACGUCACGAUGUUAUCUCAAGUUGUUUUAAUGAUUGAUUACGAUCAGUUUAUAUGAAAACUGUUUGUUUGUUAAAAUGUCGUCAGUUUGAAAAACAAUAAAAAAACUAACCUA